Molecule: messenger RNA, 180 nt
Organism: Paracoccidioides lutzii Pb01
Exons: 1
Coding region: 1-180 (59 amino acids)
Source: RefSeq, a predicted model, not a curated record
AUGAUCGAAAUUGCGCGACUUCUCGACUUCUCGACCGACCAACCGCGGUGUGCCAGUCGCGUCCUGAGUCGGAACCUAGCCAACUACAGCUCUCAAUUUGGUCGAUAUAUUGGAAACCAGUUAAGCCAAGCCGAUUCCCCAAGAUCCCAGAACUGCCAUUUGGAGUCCCGAAUUCGGUGA